AUGUUCCCUUUGCAUCAUUUUCAAGUCGAAGAACUAGUCAUCCAUCUUGCUGGCGGGCAGUACGUCCGUAACGGCGGCAACCCCCUCGCCAACAAUGACCCAGAGCGCACAGCACACUGGUUCGACGGCGACGGCAUGUUAUCAGGCGUUCUAUUUCGGUCUUCCACUGACGGCUCUAUCGUUCCGGAGUUUGUCAAUCAAUACCUUGAGACCGAUGUGUUCAGGUAUACGAAGCGCAAUAAACAUCUGACGAGACCUGUACUGCCUAGUAUCACCUCGUUAGUGAACCCAGCGUCAUCUUUCCUGCACAUCAUGUUCGAGAUUAUGCGAGCCGUGCUCCUUGUCGUUCUCUCCCAGUUUCAGAGCGCAGGUGCCACAAUUAAGAAGAUCAGUGUUGCCAACACAAGCGUCAUCUUCCAUGACGGUCGUGCCUUGGCCACAUGUGAGAGCGGUCCGCCCUUACGCUUCACGCUGCCUUCCCUUGAAACAGUUGGGUGGUUCGAUGGAGCCAAAGCAGAGAAUGAGAUCCCUACAGCAAGCUCUGAAGGCACAUUCGGAGGACAUGGGCCCCUGUCGUGGAUGCGAGAAUGGACGACGGCCCACCCGCGCGUCGACCCCCUGACAAACGAGCUGAUAUCCUACCACUCAACCUUCGUUGCCCCCUAUGUUCGCUACUCUGUCAUACAACCACGGCACACCAAGUCCCUCGAAGCCAGCAGAGCGAAGCCCCUCUCUCCCGUCCGCCCCGGGCCUCCAGAGUACGCCGAGGAAGAGCAGUGCCGGCUCUACUACUUCUCCUUCCCCCUCGGCAACGACAACAAUGACGCAGCCAUCAAGCACCAGUGGGCCCUGUCAGCGAUCGCCUUCGAGUUCCCUACCGUCGCCCCGGCCGCCGCCAUGCGCGGACGGGGCUACGUCUACGGCUGCACGACGGGCCGGGACACCUACCGCGGCGCCCUGGGCAAGGCCGCCAAGAUCGACCACCUGGCCAAGAUGGACGUCGCGACGCUCAUCGCGCGUGGGGAGGCGGAUCCUCCGCGCGAGGUUACGGGAUGCGUCGACGCGAGGACGGUCAGGGAGAUCAUGGCGCACGACGACCCGCGCGAUCCGAUCCGGCUCUUCGGGAUGCCGGAGGGGUGGUUCGCGCAGGAGCCGCGAUUUGUGCCGAGGGACGGGGCCAAGAGCGAGGAUGACGGGUUCUUGUUGACGUAUGUGUUUGACGAAGCGCAGCUGGAUAAGACGGGUGCAUGUAGGCCUGAUGCCGUGAGUGAGCUGUGGCUCAUUGAUGCAAAGGGCAUGAGGGAUGUUGUUGCGAGGGUGAAACUGCCACAGAGGGUGCCAUAUGGGAUGCAUGGGAAUUGGUUUAGCGAAGAGGACAUUAGUGGACAGAUUCCGGAUGAAAAAUUAACCUUGGGAAGCGAAGAGGUAAUCACGUUGCCAAGGGACAAGGUGGUUUAA
This is a messenger RNA of Verticillium alfalfae VaMs.102, 1458 nucleotides long. RefSeq names its product carotenoid cleavage dioxygenase. Gene Ontology annotation, molecular function: carotenoid dioxygenase activity. The transcript is spliced from 4 exons. Gene Ontology annotation, biological process: carotene catabolic process. The record is from RefSeq and is a predicted model, not a curated record. The coding region runs from base 1 to 1458 and encodes 485 amino acids. Lineage: Eukaryota; Fungi; Ascomycota; Sordariomycetes; Glomerellales; Plectosphaerellaceae.